This is a messenger RNA of Lytechinus variegatus (green sea urchin), 2523 nucleotides long. RefSeq lists its product as uncharacterized. NCBI's taxonomy places the organism in Eukaryota, Metazoa, Echinodermata, Echinoidea, Temnopleuroida, Toxopneustidae. The record is from RefSeq and is a predicted model, not a curated record. The transcript is spliced from 3 exons. Bases 1 to 2523 code for a protein of 840 amino acids.
AUGUCGGAGAAAGGGAUCUUCUUAGGAGCUACGGCGAAGUUGAGUCCGAGGGAGAGUACUUUGUGUUCGGCUUGGGUUGUUGGUUGGCUUUCCCUCGGACUCAACUUCGCCAUAGCUCCUAAGAAGAUCCCUUUCUCCGACAUCGUACAGCAAGUCGAACCCAAGCUCCGCUUUCUCUCCAAAGAGGCCGCCAACGCAAUUAGAUUCAAGGUAACCAAUGCCCUCUCCGACGCCAAGCCACCUAAACAGAACCUAUCCAAAGAAGAACGCUCUGCUAUCCAGGACCUCCGACGUAACCAAGCUAUUCACAUCCUUCAGGCUGACAAGGGCAACGCCACCGUUAUCAUGGACCAAGACGCAUACGAUGACAAGAUCGAAGAGAUUCUCCAAGACAAGGACACCUACUCCAAACUCAACAGAGACCCAACUCAGGCCAACGAAAGGAAAAUCAACCAACAACUGCUGACCCUACACCGAUCUGAUGCACUACCCAAGGCACUCUACUUCCAACUCAGAUCGUCUUCAGCCAAGUCAUCUAUCUUAUUCGGACAACCCAAGAUACACAAGCCUAACACUCCUCUCCGCCCUAUCAUCUCCACUCGUGGGUCACCCUGCUACAACACAGCACGCCAUCUGGCCAACAUCCUCCAACCACUCGUAGGCCAGACCCAGAACCAUGUCACCAACUCCAAGCACUUCAUAGACGUCAUCUCCAAAACCAAGAUCCGGCCCUCCGACACACUUGUCAGCUUUGAUGUCGUCUCCCUCUUCACCAGCGUACCUGUAGACCAAGCAUGUGACAUCAUCAAGCAACGCCUGAUCACCGACUCAGACCUAGCAUCCAGAACCAAUCUCACACCAGACCAGAUCCACGACGUCCUCCUCACCUGUCUCAACUCCAACUCCUUCAAAUGGCGCAACAUCUACUACAAACAAUUACUUGGAGCAGCCAUGGGGUCACCUCUCUCACCGAUCAUCGCUAACAUCUUCAUGGAACACUUUGAGCACCAAGCACUCAAGACUGCGGACAAACCUCCUUCACUCUGGCUCCGCUACGUUGACGACACCUUUGUCAUCUGGCCGCACAGCACACCCGACCUUCACCAGUUUCUCAACCACCUCAACAACCAGCACCCCAGCAUCAAGUUCACCAUGGAAACCCAACGCGACAACUCAAUUCCAUUUCUAGACGUUCUCAUCACUAAGACACCGUCUGGAUUCCCAUCUCACCAGGUGUACCGAAAACCUACCCACACAGACGGCUACCUCAACUUCCGCUCACACCACCACCCGUCCAUCCACCAAUCAGUCGCCGACACUCUCGUCAGACGAGCCCACCAACUCAGCGACAAGGCACACUUACAUCAAGAACUCAAGCACGUGACCAAUGCACUCACCACCAUCAACCACUACCCCAGAAGAAGGAUCAAGACUCAACCACCCAGCCACCAACCCAGCACCGACAGCACCGAAAACCCAUCCGAAACCAAGCCCGUCGCCACCAUAGUACUACCCUACAUCGGCAAGACUUCACACCGACUACAACGCAUCCUUCACUCUGCCAACAUCCUCGUCAGACACCAAUCCUCUCGAAAACUACACUCCAUCCUUCACUCUCAUAAGGACAAGCACCCAUCCAACAAACAACCAGGCGUCUACAAGAUCCCCUGCGACUGCGGUAAAGUCUACAUUGGGGAAACCGGCCGAGACUUCGACACCAGACUCAAGGAACACAAGACCCACCACCGACGCAGCGACUGGGACCGAUCCGCCAUCGUCAAGCACGCACAACAAGAGAAUCACCGCAUAGAAUGGGAAAGGAGCCACCUAAUCACCAACAUCCGGCACUGGAAUACCAGAAGGGUCAGGGAAGCCAUUGAGAUACAUCAACACAACACUGUGCCUCAAGACCCUGGCCUCCACAUCAACAGCAUCUGGCACCCAAUCCUACGUCACCAUCAAACUUCUAACCAAUCCACAAACAACCAACCGUCCACCGUCACUCCACCGAGCCCUCCUACCCAACACAGCAGUCUGAUUGCAUCACCAACUCAACCAGGGACUCCGCCGACACACACACCACCGCCACCGACACCUCGCUACAACCUCCGCCGUCGACCCAACACCUCAUCCCAUCUAUCUGAGAAGGCCCACAAAUUUCUCUUCCCUACUAAUGCUAAACCUGCCCGCUUCUAUCUCCUCCCCAAGAUCCAUAAACCUGGCAACCCUGGUCGACCCAUCCUCUCAGGAAAUGGUUCCCCAACAGAGCACAUCUCCCUUUUUGUUGAUUAUCACAUUAAACCCCUUGUCUCACGUGCACCCUCUUACAUCCACGACACCCCAGACUUUCUCAGGAAACUCAAUGACAUCAAGGACCAGAUACCCGAGACUGCGAUCAUCGGCACUUUGGAAGUUUCUUCACUGUACACCAAUAUCCCCCACGAUGAAGGUAUCCAAGCAUCAUGUGAAGCCUUGGCUGCCAGUGGCCAUUCCAGUCCCCCAUAUCCGAUAUCAAAUCUCUGA